CCCGAAACGUCCAGACCUCAUCGAAGGCUACUCUUAUAUAUCGCGUAUCUAGAAGACUUCUCUCACACACAUCGAAGAGUCGACAACUCCACAGGCAGAUAGAACAAGUAGAGAAAAAACAGCCUACGAAGAAGAGGGAAAAAAGGAAAAGCCGACCAAGAUGCCCGCUCCUGCACAGAUGCCGCAGUACCUGUACAAAAUCGUCCCCGAGGCGCCGCCCUCGCCGCUGCCAGCCGAGUACCCCCUCUCGGACCUCGACCGCAACGACGGCUUCAUCCACCUGAGCACUGCCGAGCAGGUCCUCGGCACGGCGGACCGCUUCUUCUCCGCCUCCGCCUCCCUCUGGCUCCUCAAGCUCCCUUACGCCGCCCUCGAGGCCCAGAUCCGGUGGGACGAUCUCCCCUCAGGGGCGGGCUGCUUCCCGCACCUCUACGGUCGCAACUUUGGCGCCGCCGACGUCGAGGACGCUCGCGGCUUCGUCCGGGGCGACGAGGGUCGGGCCUGGAGCGAGGUUCUCGGGGGCGACGCGUGGCUCUCCUGAGGAGAGGAGAGGUCAUGUGUCGCCGCCGCCUCUGUCCUCCCUCUCCGAAGGCGGGACCCCCCCCUCCCCGCCGUUCCUUGACAAGAGCAUUGCCGCGAAAACGGGGGUUUAAAGCAUAGGAUGAGGAACUCGACAGGUGGGCCUUGGUUGGGAGGUUAGGAUACUGUUCAUCCAUAGAGGGGGCGAAGGACGCAGACACGCAAUGACGGCGUAGGAUGGCCGUUAAAGUCAAAAGAUGCAAUUGCUUGC
Molecule: messenger RNA, 790 nt
Organism: Colletotrichum destructivum
Lineage: Eukaryota; Fungi; Ascomycota; Sordariomycetes; Glomerellales; Glomerellaceae
Exons: 2
Coding region: 161-541 (126 amino acids)
Source: RefSeq, a predicted model, not a curated record